AUGUACCCUGUCGCACGCAGGUCUUUGUACGGUUACAAUCAGGCAGCCAACAAGUCCUUUAAAAGUAGUUAUAUUCCAGAUGGCGUCCGAACUGUGAAGGAAUUCGAAGACGGAAUCAACGCGUUGUUUGUGCCUGCAGGUGUAAAAAAUCGACUUUGGAGACCUUAACGGUACCUGUAUUAGCAAUCUAACUCUUUGUAACGAAUUAACUGUGUCUUUCCUCUUCAAAACUACCAGUGGCCACCACAAAGAUUUAAAUGAUUUAAAGAUUUUUGACUCUGGAGUGAAAGAUGGCAGAAGUGAUGAGUAUGAUUGGUCCCUUGAAGUUGGAUCAUCAGUCCAAGUGAUGGUGUCUUACGGUAAAAGCCACAUAAAUAUGGGAAGUCUACUGGCAAAGGCUGCCUGGAUAGUUUGGCCUUUACUUUUCAAAUAG
Molecule: messenger RNA, 433 nt
Organism: Pocillopora meandrina
Lineage: Eukaryota; Metazoa; Cnidaria; Anthozoa; Scleractinia; Pocilloporidae
Source: the annotation of a GenBank genome assembly